Messenger RNA from Lytechinus pictus (painted urchin), 9896 nucleotides. RefSeq lists its product as uncharacterized. Bases 124 to 8961 code for a protein of 2945 amino acids. The transcript has 28 exons. Gene Ontology annotation, biological process: regulation of transcription by RNA polymerase II; cell fate specification. The record is from RefSeq and is a predicted model, not a curated record. Lineage: Eukaryota; Metazoa; Echinodermata; Echinoidea; Temnopleuroida; Toxopneustidae. Gene Ontology annotation, molecular function: RNA polymerase II cis-regulatory region sequence-specific DNA binding; DNA-binding transcription factor activity, RNA polymerase II-specific.
UAUUAUACGCCAUUACAGUCCAUGUAGACGGACGUCUUCGUGUACUUUUAGUUUGGAUGUAGAGAAACAUUAUGUCCCUUUCUUUGUGGAUGCAAGAUUAAUUUUUUUAUAAUCGGCACCAUCAUGCGGUGCCUGUUUCUACUAGUCCUGCUCCUUGGAGCAGCUACUGUAAAGGCGGAUUCCAGUUCGUGGUAUUGGGGUGAUUCUUCAUAUGGGUGGGAUUCGUCAUGGUGGGGAUCUUCAUGGGAUUCGUGGUGGGGAUCGUCGUAUGAUUCUUCUUGGUGGUGGGGAUCAUCAUAUGGUGGAUCUUCAUGGUGGUGGGAUUCAUCCUGGUAUGGAUCGUCAUGGUGGCGGUAUUCGUCCGAAGGAAGCUGGUUCGACUUCCCUGUGGAUAUUCAUGAAGUGAUACAGGCACUCGGCCAGGCCAUCAAUGCCGACACCAUAUCGGAAUCCAUCGGAAUAAUGUGCGACAAUUUCGAAUUUCUUGGAGAGUUCCUUCCAGAAGAGAUGACAACAUUCCUUUGUGAGACUCUCGUUGAUGAUCCGCAGGAUGCCGAUUUCAAUGGGGUAUGUGAAGGUAUCAUAGGACUAGCUGAGGGAGAUUUCGAUAUUGAAGAUGAAGGCCGCUAUAGAAGAGGUGGAUCUUCAUCUGCCGUGUCCUCUCAAGGGUCUUCGUCCUCGUCAUCAUGGUCUUCAUCGUCUUGGUCCUCGUCAUCAUGGUCAUCUUCGUCUUGGUCCUCGUCAUCAUGGUCUUCUUCGUCUUGGUCCUCGGAAUCAUGGUCUUCAUCGUCUUGGUCCUCGUCAUCAUGGUCAUCUUCCUCUUGGUCUUGGUCGGAUUCAUCCUGGAGUUCACCGUCCUGGUCAUCCUGGUCCUGGUGGAGUUCCUGGUCAUCUUGGUGGGAUUGGGAUUCAGAAUGGGAGUAUUCCGAAUGGUGGUCCGGAUCUGACGACUGGUGGUGGGAAUCAGACUGGGAUGAUGGAGGUGGAGAAUUGGACUUUAUCUUCGAUCAGUUCACGGAUGCCCUUGGCAUUGUUGAUCCGAAUAGCGACCAUUCUGUUUGUCGUGGAGUGACCGGUACCAUGCAGUAUGAUUCAAGCAGCGUUAGCGACAUAAUGGAUGAAUUCGCUUAUGAUUUCAUCAUACUCGUCCUCUCCGAUGAGAUUAACAAAUGUCGAAGGGGUUCUGGAUUCAGCAGCUCAUGGUCGGAAAGCUCUUACAUAGACUCUUUUAGCGGCAGUAGCUGGUAUUUCCCCGAUUUUUCCAUUCAUGAUUUUGUAUCCAAUGUGAUGAUGACUCUCGGUGACUAUUCAAACAAAGAUGAUUAUUGUGAUAAUAUCGUCCAAGCAGCUCUUGAUGAAAAGAAUGGGGAUCGCGAUGCACUUGAUGGCAUAUUAAAUACAAUGAAAUCGAAUCUAUUUGAACUUGUUUCUUCGGCAUCAUUCUGUGAAAGCAUGCUAGAAAAUCUUGUGGAAGAGGCCCCAGACUUGAUGAACAUGACAUUCAGCUUCAUCAACAUCACUCAAUCUGAGUUCUGUACGUCAAUUAUUGAUUCUUUCGACGAAGAUGCCGAUUUUGAUAUUGAAUUUCCUUCAUCGUUCCCAGAGGAAAGUUCAUAUUCAUGGUCUUCAUUCCCUUCAUCUUCCUAUAGCUGGUCUUCAUCAUGGUCUUCUUCAUCUUGGAGUUCGCUGUCCUCCUGGUCUUCUUCAUCUCUAUCGUAUUCCUCUUCAUGGUCAUCUUCAUCUCCGUCAUUCUCCUCUUCAUGGUCAUCUUCAUCUCCGUCAUCCUCCUCUUCAUGGUCAUCUUCAUCUCCGUCAUCCUCUUCAUGGUCAUCUUCAUCUCCGUCAUCCUCUUCAUGGUCAUCUUCAUCUCCGUCAUCCUCUUCAUGGUCAUCUUCAUCUCCGUCAUCCUCUUCAUGGUCAUCUUCAUCUCCGUCAUCCUCUUCAUGGUCAUCUUCAUCUCCGUCAUCCUCCUCUUCAUGGUCAUCUUCAUCUCCGUCAUCCUCCUUUUCAUGGUCAUCUUCAUCGCCGUCUUCAUCGUCCUUUUCAUGGUCAUCUUCAUCGCUGUCUUCAUCGUCCUUUCCAUGGUCAUCAUCGUCAUAUUCGUGGUCGUCAUCUUCUUGGUGGUGGUCAAGCUCUUCAUGGUGGUGGGGAUCCAGUUAUGAAGGUGAAUGGAAUCCAAUUGAUCCAUACGUCAUAGAAAGGGUUCCAAUCGAAAUUUGGAUCCAGCUUGCAGGUCGAAUAUACCAGGCCGAUAAUUUACGAGAAGGUGCUCUCAUAUUCUGCGAGACUGUUCCAGAUGCGUUAAUGGAUAGAGUUGCGACAGAAAUGUGCCAGGCUUUGGAUGAUGAAAAUUUUUAUGAAUUCCUCAAACUCUGCUACCAAGUCUCUCACGAAGAUGAUUACGAUGACUGGGAGGAUUGGGAGGAUUGGGACGACUACCUUGAAGAUAUAUUCCUAGAAGGUUUAUUUGAUACGAUUCCUUACGCAUUGAAUAUCAGCGACAAUGGCCCAUAUGAAUUGUGCAAUUCCUACACCAACCUAUAUUCAUUGGAUAAUGAUGGAAUAAAAGAAAAGGCCAAUGGUCUGAUUUCAGCUAUUGCCCACUACAGUAGCGCCUGGCUUUACAGCACUACUUGUUGGAGAUACUAUGAUUGGAGACAUUUUUGGCCAUCAUCUUGGUCUUCUAGCUGGUCUUCAGAGGUCUCAUACUCUUUCGACGAAUCCAGCACGCUCUGGUGGUACAAAAUCCCUGAAAUUGACUCCCUUGAUAACGUCCUCUCGGUCAUCUUCCGACAUCUUGGUGACUGGAACAGUGAGGAACAAAUGUGUCAACAGAUGGCCUCUUUAUCGGGAGACCCAGACAUCAGCCAAGAAGAUCUAUAUGAUUUUCUAGACAACAUGGUGGACAGCGUCCUAGACAUGACGACGAACCUCCGUUCUUGCAGAAACUUUGUCAACGAAAUCAUAAAUGCUGAAAUCCUCACGAGUGAAGCUCUUGAAAAAAUGACAGGAUACUCAAGUGCUUCUGAUGUAUGCUCUUUCGUUGUGGAGACCUUUUCAGCAAAUAAGAUCAGAGUCGGUGCUGUAAAUCUCCCAGAUGUAAGCGAGUACAGUUACGUGGAGGAUUAUUUGGGUUAUCUUGGUGAACAGGCCUUUGAGUCGGGAAUGAUCCUACCCCUCAUUCCAUUCGAAACGGCUGUCAAGAUGAUAGCUAAAAUGUACAACGCAGACAACUUUCCGGAGAUGAGUGAAACAUUUUGUGAUGUCAUGGAACAAUACAUGACCCGUGUCCACGGUAUGUCCCCAGUCGAGUCUCUUUGUAGGAUUUUCAGCAGGCGCGGUUCUGAACAACAAGAUUUGAUAUCAGAAUGUGAAGAAAUCAUUGUUCCAGUCUAUUAUGGACCAGACUAUCCUCUGUCCCUUCGUCCGUUCGACUUAGAUAAAUUUUUUGAAUUUAUCACUGAUACCUUUGAAUUUGAUACCAGUGUUAUUGAAGAAGGAGAUCCACAAGGUGUCUGUGUUGAAGUGGGUGGUGUAAUUAAAGAAGUACUGAUAUCAGACCAAAGCAUUCUAGACGUUGUUAGGAGUGUCAUGGUUGAUGUUGGCCUCUGGGUAAUUGAUGAAUAUGGGUUGGCGUUUUGCGAUCAGAUUGAGGAGGUUCGGGACUAUGUUGAAGAAUUGCAAUGGUGGGACAAUUACGGUCAGUGGUGGUACUGGGAUUCAUCAGCGGAGGAUUUUCAUUACUUCAGGGAUAGUCCACGAGUCAUCACACAAGAGACUCUUGAUGUAAUGGACGAUGUUUUGGGCGUCAUCACCGGUAUGGGUAGUUUGGAUAGGGUCUGUGACAGCAUGGUCGACGGUAGAGAUGAUCUUGAAGAGUUCAUGGAACGUAUGGCUGGUGAGGUGAUCGGGCUUUUGGAGAAUGUAGACCGCUGCGAGCGUUUCGUUGACACCAUGGAGGAGCUCAUCACAUCCGAGGACCUCUUUGAAGGAGAAGAAAGCAGUUGGUAUUCAUAUUGGGACUCAUGGGGAUGGUGGUCAUCAUCUGCUCCUUUCAGGAUGGACAUCGAUGACAUUUUGAACAUAAUUGGAUUUGAAGACAGGAGCGAUAUGUGCCUAUCUGUUGUACAAGCCUUUACCCAAGAAGUUGUUGAGGAAUGCAAGGGAAUCGUCGAUUGUGCCGGUGAAUGCAAUGGACCCGCUCGUGAAGACUGUGCCGGUGUCUGCAACGGUGAUGCCAAGCCCGAUUGCGCUGGUGAAUGCGACGGGGACGCUUACAUCAACUACUGCUUCGAAUGCGUUGGCGGAAGGACGAACAGAGACGAUGACUUCGGCGCUGACCGUUGUGGUCUAUGUAAACAGGCAAAGGACUACAAAGAAACAUGGGAUUGCUCUGGUUCCUGUAAUGCUACUGCUUUCUAUGAUAAAUGCGGUGAAUGUGUUGGUGGUGACUCUGGCCUGGAUGAGGACGCCAAUGAUGACCGGCUCGAUUGCCGUGGUGUAUGCGAUGGAGACUGGGUGGAGGAUACCUGUGAUUUCUGCGAGCCGUAUUCUCGAGUCAACUACACCGGUGGCAGCAAAUACAUGGACUGCUCCUCUACUUGUGUAACACCAGGAUUCCCUCGAGCUCAGGAAAAUGACUGCGGUGAAUGCUAUGGUGGUAACACAGGACUCGAAAUCGACGAAGGGAUUAAUGCGUGCGGUCAAUGUGAUAGCGAUCCAAGUGCUGACGAACAAUCUUGUGCUGGUUGCGACGGGGUUCCCGCCAGUGGUGAGGAAUAUGAUGCGUGUGGGACUUGUGGCGGAGACGGCUCAGAUUGUGUUGGUGUGUUAGAAAUUACUCCUAAUGUGCUACCAAACAAAGCGACUAAGAUCCACGUGGUAGGAGCAGGGUUCAGCAGCGAUGCAUCUCUAUCAUGUGUCUUCAUUGACAACAGCGGUGAACAAUACGAAGCAGAGAUUGGCGAUCUCAUCAGCUACUUUGAACUUGAAUGUACCACCCCGGCCUUGGAUGCAGGUGAAUAUGAUCUGGCAAUCAAGCGCAACAGCGACUCACUCUCUGAAUUCAGACAGAGUAUCUAUGUAUAUGAAGAUAUCAGCUUCAACAGCAUCAGUCCUACCGAAGCUUUAGUUACCAAGGUGCCAAGACUACAAACCUUUGAGAUCACUGCUCCAUCUGGUUCAUUCUCAGACUUCAUGUCAUUGUCUGAUUACAAUGUCAUUCCUUCGGUCUUUGUUUCACCUGAAGAUGACCCUGAAACAGUGUGGAUGAGUGCAGGAACAUUCACAAACGACAGAAAGUUCACCGUAGACUUUAUCUUACCAACGACGUCGGGUCGAUUCUUCGCCUUCCCAAGCAUAAACGGACAGGACAGUCUUAUUGGUGACGAAGUGACGUUGACUGCUUAUUGGAGCGCUCCGACCAUUGAUUUAGCUCAGUUUUCUUCAACAGGUGCUUUCCUAUGGGUGGAGUUUGGCGAACCUGUUCACUAUUACGAUCUCGGGUCUUGUGAUGAUAUAUUUGAGGAUGUUGAUGGCCUUGGAAAGGGUGCCUGGUGUAUCUGGGCUGGUCCUAUGAAACUGGUUGUCAUCUUUGGCACCGGGAACAACCUCUUCAGCAUCGGGGACAGUUUGACACUUAAGAACGAUUCUGUGUACGCGUUCUUGCAGGAUUAUUCUUACGCUGCUAACGGUAGCGUAGCCAUCCAGGCCCCAGAUACACCGCUCAUUCCAACAGCUUUCCUCUCUGGACCAUCUAAGAUACCAAGCUGCGGGAAUCUCGUACUGAAUGGACGUAAAUCUACUGGUUCUGGAGCCAGACCUCUCAUUUACGAGUGGUCCGUCAGCGCUUCUACUGUCGAUGCAAACCUCACCGACGCUCUUGAUACUACCAAUGCGGCCCAAGGUGGUUACGGGUUUGCAGAUCUUGUCCUAGAUGGAUCCCUUCUAACCGAAGCUGAUGAGGAAUAUGACUUCACGUUGAACGUAACUAAUUUCCUUGGUCAAUCUGACUCUGCUUCCCUGACCGUUGUACGUUCAGCUACUCUAGCACCAGAGGUAAACAUUCAACCACGUGGUGUCGAUGUUGACUACGUCAAAGUGGCUGAUAUGUUCUAUCUGGUCGCCGACAUCAAGUACUACUCUGAGUGUGUGCCAGCUGGCGAAACUGUGAUCGAAUGGUCGGUGAACAACACCGAUGUCGCUCUCAAUCUCUUCACUAUGUACACACGUGCAUUAAGGGUUGAUGAGGGAUCACUUCCAGGUGGAGAGAACAUAUUAUUCACUGUGACGGUGUACAAAUCAAGUACACCUAACCAAGCCACCCAGACAUCUAUCCUCGUCACCACACAUCAAUCGGACCUUAUCGCCAAGAUCGACGGCGCUAAAGAGUUCAUCGUAGGUCGCGACAGCGGGACCGUCUCCUUGGACGGUACCAACUCCAUUGAUCCCGAUGAACAGGCCCGUGAUUGGGAGUACACUUGGUUGUGUGAACAGACGACUGACAACUCUGCCUGUUGGUCAUUCGAUCCUGACUCUCUCGGUUCGCUGAUUGUCAACACCAGCAAUAACGACGUCGGCGUGCUCGAAUUCGAUGCUCAGGCACUCGAAGCAGAAAAGACAUAUGUAUUUACCCUGGUGGUACGCAAGGAAACGAGAACGGCACAAACAUUUGUCACCAUAUCAGCUGUAAAUGGAAAUCCACCAAAGAUUAUCCUGUUUACAAGCGACGAGGAUAAUAUAAUCAAUGAUGACGUUAGUCUUGAGCUUACAGCAUACAUCUUCCACUCGUCCGACCUUUCUACUUAUUCAUUCCAAACUGUGGAUACCACUUCAGGGUAUUCGUACAUCGACCUGACUGAUUCUUCCAACCUACUUGGAGAUGUGCAGCUUCUUGAAGCGGGUGAUGGUUUCAGCAUUGCAACCAUCACUAUUGAUAAAGGGAUUGUCCAGCGUGGCGCGAGCUAUGCAUUCUUACUGAAUGUAACUGACAUCGGUGAUCAGUACAGCACGGUAAAGAGCUACGUCGAAGUCCGUUCAGGCCCGACAUCAUGCGAAUUUUCCGUGCCAAGUUAUGAAGAACUCGAUGAGGUUAUAUUUACCACCGAGAACUGUGUCACCUCGGUCGACGCUUACCCGCUCAACUACCAGCUCUCCGUCGUCAAAGCCGACGGCGAACUCGAGAUCAUCACUGAGAAGAACUCUGAACCAAGCUUCACCGGUGUGGGCAAACCAAAGCUAGAGGGGAGUGAUAACAGAACAUACGUCAUCACCGUUUGUGACAAGAAUGAGAUGUGUGCUACUUGGAUAGCAGGAACUAAUGUUUCACUCAAGUUAAGCUUUUCUGCUGCUGACAUCAAUUCCUUCAAGGCUGACUUCGUAAAUGCAAAGACAUUCGCAGGUGACCACAUCGGAGCUCUGGCUAAUCGUAAUAUGCUUGCAUCCAAGGUGGACGAAAGUGCUUCAAGACGACGUCGUGUAGCAUCCGACGAGACAUCGGCAACAGCAGCCGAACAAAUGGUCCUGAUCGCCAAUGUAUUAAGUAAUACAGUUCUUGAUACGACCACCGCUCAGAUUCUCAUCGACCAGAUCGCAGCUGUCAGUCCAGCUCAGUUGACUCUAGCAGAUCAAGAUACAUUCCUCGGCUACAUCCUCCAGAUCGUGAAUGUAUACGUGAGUGAAGACGUUACCAUACCUGAUUCCAGUGCAGAGAGUAUCCUCUAUCAGCUAGCUACCAUUGGAGAUGGACUGACUGCCACAGACAACGGACCCAUGCUUAAUAAGAUCAAUAAAAUCACAAGCAAGAUCACGACAUCAAUGACAGGAGCGUUGGCGCUUGGUGCACCUCGUCAAGAGAUUAUCUCGGCUGACGUCACAGUAGGCGUCAUGCGAGCUCUUCUUACAGGGAGUUUUGAAUCUGCCAGUUCCGGGUCUGGAGCAGCGACUAUCGAUUUCGGCAGUGAACUCAACAGUUUGUAUGGAAGUGCGUGGGAUUGUGCCGAUGGAGAGACAUGUUCUGGAGUAACAAUCACAUUCUCUCAUUAUUCGACCAGUAAUGAUCCGUUCUCAAUGGAUCAGGAUGAUGUUGAUAAUAGAGCAGCUGAUAUCAUUGGAAUUGAAUUGUCUAAUCCGUCUACUGGUUCCACACUGAACGUGAGUGGCCUGACGACACCGGUCACCAUUUCGUUUCCUCUAACGAUCUCCUUGACCGGGGUCUCUUACGGCUGCGUCUAUUGGGACAGCGAUCUCGAUGACUGGAGCACGGAUGGUAUGACAUCGACAACGGUAGAUGAUAGUACGGUUUCCUGUGAGAGCACGCAUCUUACUGAGUUUACAAUUAUGGGAACGCCCGUCCAAUCCACGGCACCGCCUUCUACCACCGCUCAAACUGAUGAACUUGAAGGACUAACAAGUUUGGUCCUCUAUAUCGCCAUCGGAUGUGCUGCUGGGUUUAUUAUCCUAAUCUUCAUUGUGAUUCUCUUGAUCUGUAUGGUAAUGAAGAUUAAUAAAAGGUCUGCUGUACCUUCUACCAGUAUUGAAAACGGCCAGUCAGUACCACCUCCACCACCACCGCAAAACUCAAUGGCCGACCCCAUGCCCCCUGCCUACGGUGCCCAGCCGCUUCCAUCGUACGGCAUGCCUCCACCAACUUACGCCCAACGGAACCCCUACAACGACAUCAUGCCCCCAACAGGCGUGAUGGGACCCUUAGACCCACCUCCUGUCGCACUGGUGGGCAAUGAUGGUAGGGUUGUCAAUGGUAAAAUUGACACCACCAACAAUCCUCUUCCAAAGGGCAAGAUGGCACAGGGUAGUGAUAACUCCUACUUGGAUUACAUGAAUAACGUGGUUGGACGACCAGGUGGUGGUGGUAUGCCCGGUGUCGAUGAAGUGACACCAAGGGCCACUACUUCACCUAGAGCGCCAUCUGCGUCUGGUAGCCAUACAUCCUUCCAUCACUGAAGCAAUGAUGAAGCUCCCUAAGAGCCCCCCCCAAAAUAAUAAAAAGAAAGAAGAAAAUUAAAUUAAAUAUAUUUGAUAUGAAAAUAAUCAUUAUAGCUUAUAACUCUCCAGUACCACCAAUGUCAAUUUGGAUAUCAAUUAUUAGCAUUUUAAAGUGGAAAUCCUGAUAUCGAGUUGGUUUUAAUGUAAUUCUAAUAACGAGAGAAAACGUAUCAAGUACGUUAAGGCGAAAAUAGACAAAAUAAGUAUAUGAAUUAUGAACGUUUCUAAAAUGGCAUAUUUAAAGGAAAUUCAUAGCACAUGGCCUGUGAUAGGAGUUCACAAGUGACGAUACCAAAGUAAAACUUAUCUUGAAAUUAGGAGGGAUCUUCUCCCUUUAAUGGUAAUCUGCCUUAAACAAUGUUUAUCACCAGUUGUAAAUUUUCAAAUAUUUUAAAUCCUUUUCCAGACAUUAAUAGAUACGAUUUAUCAUAAAAAGUAUUAUACUCCCAUUCUGAUAAAGCUCUAUAAAUAUUAUAAUACACUACCCUGUAUGAUUUAUGCACUUUAUACACUUUGAUGUAUUAUAAGUAUUAUCAAAAACAGCUUAGUAUAUAGGCAGCUUUGAUCUCGUAUGUAUAUAGUUUUAAAGUGAUUUGACUUUCAAAGUAUUAUACCAUUAAUGUGUAAAAUUUAUAAUAUAUUACUAAGAAAAAAAAUCAUCCUUCACAUUUGAGUAUCAUACAUGUACCAUCUUAUCUACAUCAUAAUGUAAAAUUGUUUUAUGUCCCAACUAUAGAAACAUAUUUUGACGAAUUUUUCAAAUCUUUAGAUUCGUGGGAAAUUUACUUUUUGUUUGACAGAUUAGAGAUAUAUUUUAAUGAAUUGCGAAAAUGUAAUUUGUAAUAAAAUAUUUUGAAAAACUUGCUGUGAAUAAAAUUAUUAAUUCUAAACAA